UUUCUCAUUCAGAGUUUCUGGGUACACAUCUUGGACAAGUCUCUCUCUCUCUCUCUCUCUCUCUCUCUCUAGGGCUUUGCACUCAGUGAGUAUCUAUCUUUCUCUAGGCUUUCACAAAUUUGGUUAUAGUUUUGGUGCUGACAUAGAAAAGGAGGAUAAGCUAGCUACAAAGAUAGAAGAUGCAAGAAAAGCAAAGAAAAUAUUGAGGAGAUCAUAAGCUUUGGUGUUUGGGUAGGCAAAAGAAAUUGGUAUAUUAAAGAAGAAAAAAGGGAAAGAAAAAUUGAAGGGUGUGGUUGGGGGGUGUGUGUGGAUAAGACUAGUUUUACAAUUAAGGAAAAUGGGGAGGGGAAGAGUGGAGCUGAAGAGAAUAGAGAACAAGAUAAACAGGCAAGUCACAUUUGCAAAGAGAAGAAAUGGGCUCUUAAAGAAAGCUUAUGAGCUCUCUGUUCUCUGUGAUGCUGAGGUUGCUCUCAUCAUCUUCUCUAACCGUGGCAAGCUCUAUGAGUUCUGCAGCAGCUCCAGCAUACUCAAAACCCUUGAAAGGUACCAAAAAUGUAGCUAUGGUGCAAUGGAAGUCAACGAACCUGCCAAGGAACUUGAGCAGAGCAGCUAUCGUGAAUACUUGAAACUGAAAACUAGAUGCGAGUCACUUCAACGAACUCAGAGAAACCUUCUUGGAGAAGACUUGGGCCCAUUAAACACGAAGGAGCUUGAGCAGCUUGAGCGUCAGCUAGAGUCCUCCUUGAAGCAUGUUAGGUCUACAAAGACCCAGUCUAUGCUCGAUCAGCUUUCUGACCUUCAGAGCAAGGAACAUAUGCUAAUAGAAGCCAACAGAGAUUUGACAAUGAAGUUGGAUGAAAUUAAUUCAGGAACUCAACUUAGACAAACAUGGGAACGUGGUCAUGCUCACCAGACUAUGCUAUAUGGAACUCAACAUGCUCAAACCCAGGGUCUUAUGUUCCAGCCUUUAGAUUGCAAUCCCACCUUGCAAAUAGGGUACAACGCUGUGGGGUCACAGCAUAUGACUGCAGCCACACCAGCCCCUACUCAACCAGUCAAUGGUUUCAUUCCUGGUUGGAUGCUCUGAGAAUUGAGAAUUUGAGAUAGCAGCAGCAGCCUAGCAGAUCUGCUAUGGCCUAAAUAUUAGUGAUCAUUGUUAAAAAUCUAGCAUCAUCAUAAUAAGUCCCUGUUUCACUGAACUUGUUCACAAGGGUUUUGCCUUGGAAAGCCUUACAGCCCUUUUAAUUCAUCACUUCUACAAAACGGCAUUCAUGAACUGUGGUUGCAUUAUUUGUAUAAAUCCUAUUUCAAUAUGCUUAUCACUAUCCUCAUCCUCAAUGGCCAAAAGACCAGUUUACUGAGAA
Molecule: messenger RNA, 1364 nt
Organism: Rosa chinensis
Lineage: Eukaryota; Viridiplantae; Streptophyta; Magnoliopsida; Rosales; Rosaceae
Product: agamous-like MADS-box protein MADS2
Exons: 8
Coding region: 338-1087 (249 amino acids)
Biological process (GO): positive regulation of transcription by RNA polymerase II
Cellular component (GO): nucleus
Molecular function (GO): RNA polymerase II cis-regulatory region sequence-specific DNA binding; protein dimerization activity; DNA-binding transcription factor activity, RNA polymerase II-specific
Source: RefSeq, a predicted model, not a curated record